This is a messenger RNA of Chaetomium globosum CBS 148.51, 2028 nucleotides long. RefSeq lists its product as uncharacterized. The record is from RefSeq and is a predicted model, not a curated record. Bases 1 to 2028 code for a protein of 675 amino acids. The transcript has a single exon. NCBI's taxonomy places the organism in Eukaryota, Fungi, Ascomycota, Sordariomycetes, Sordariales, Chaetomiaceae. Gene Ontology annotation, molecular function: molybdopterin molybdotransferase activity. Gene Ontology annotation, biological process: Mo-molybdopterin cofactor biosynthetic process; molybdenum incorporation into molybdenum-molybdopterin complex. Gene Ontology annotation, cellular component: cytoplasm; cytosol.
AUGUCGGCCCCUCUCAAGGCAGCGAUUCUUGUCGUAUCAACGACAGCGGCGAAGGAUCCCUCUACUGAUGCCGCCGAAGCCGCGCUCCGAGGUGUUUUUGAGCAGGAUGGCGGAGGCCGGUGGGAUGUCGUCGACACAAAGAUUGUAAGCGACGUCGCCACCCAGAUCCAACGGCAGAUUACCCUUUGGACCGACUCCGCGGAACCCGCCAACCUGGUUAUUACGACGGGUGGAACAGGUUUUGCCGUCGCCGACCACACUCCCGAAGCCGUCUCGGUACUCCUCCACAAACAAGCACCAGGGCUCGUCCACGGCAUGCUUGCAGCCUCACUCGCAGUCACCCCCUUUGCCAUGAUGUCACGCCCCGUCGCCGGUGUCAGGAACCAGACCGUCAUCAUCACCCUCCCCGGAUCUCCCAAGGGAGCAAGGGAGAAUCUCCAGGCAGUACUCAAAACACUCCCCCACGCCUGUCUCCAAGCCGCCGGCGUCGACUCGCGAGCCCUCCACUCAGGUGGCGUGAAGAAGCUCGAGCAAGAAGCCGGCGUCAGCGGGAGCUCCACCACCGCCACCCACCACCAUCACGACCACCACCACCACGGUCACAACCACAGGCACAACCACACCCACUCCCACCCCCCCCUCACCCGACACACCGCCACCUUCGACCACUCCCCCCAAUCCAACGACCCAACCCUGGGUCCUUCCCGCCGCCACCGCGCCUCGCCCUACCCCAUGGUCCCCGUCGAAGACGCACUCACCCUCAUCGCCACCCAUACCCCCCCACCCACAACCACCACCGCCCGCGUCACCCCCUCCCUCACCGGCUCCGUGCUCGCGGCCGACGUGCACGCGGCCGAGCCCGUGCCGGCCUUCCGCGCGAGCAUCGUCGACGGGUACGCCGUGGUCGGCGAGGGCGACAUGUCGGGCGUGUAUCCCGUCGUGGCCGUGUCGCACGCCACCGCGGCUAGCGAAGGGGAGGACGGCGACGCUGUGCUCAAGGUAGGCGAGGUGGCGCGCAUUACCACGGGGGCGCCGCUGCCGCGCGGCGCGACGGCCGUGGUGAUGGUGGAGGAUACGGUGCUGGUGUCGGCUACGGAGGCCGGGGAGGAGAAGGAGGUGCGGAUUUUGGCGCCCGGGGUGAGGGAGGGGCAGAAUGUGAGGGAGGUGGGGAGUGAUGUGGAGGAGGGGGUGAGGAUAUUUGGGAAGGGGGAUGAGGUUUCUGCUGUUGGGGGUGAGGUGGGCCUGUUGGCGUCGGUGGGGGUGAGGGAGGUGCAGGUGUAUAGGAGGCCGGUUGUCGGGGUGCUGUCGACGGGGGAUGAGAUCGUGGAGCAUGAUCGGGAGGGGGCGCUGCGGUUGGGGGAGGUGAGGGAUACGAACCGGCCAGGGCUGAUCGCGGCGGCGAGGGAGUGGGGAUAUGAGGUUGUUGAUCUGGGGAUUGCGAGUGACCAGGCCGGGUCCCUGGAGGAGGUCUUACGGGAUGGGCUGCGCAAGGUGGACCUGGUUAUCACCACCGGCGGGGUUUCCAUGGGGGAGCUCGACUUGCUCAAGCCCACCAUCGAGCGGUCACUGGGCGGGACUAUCCAUUUCGGGCGGGUUGCGAUGAAGCCCGGGAAGCCGACAACGUUUGCCACCGUGCCCGUGAAAAACAACGCCGGCGAGAGGGUGUCCAGAGUCAUCUUCUCGCUGCCUGGCAACCCGGCGUCGGCGCUAGUGACCUUCCACCUGUUUGUGCUCCCGUCUCUGCGGCAGAUGUCGGGCAUCGCGCCAGCGGGGCUACCGCGAGUACCUGUGAUCCUGUCUCACGAUUUUUCGUUGGACAAAUCCCGACCCGAGUAUCACCGCGCAAUUGUCUCGGUUGGGAGCGAUGGUGUGCUGUCCGCCACGAGUACAGGAGGCCAAAGGAGUUCAAGAGUUGGCAGUCUGAAGGGGGCCAACGCCUUGCUCUGCAUGCCCAGCGGGCCAGAGCCCCUGCGUAAGGGAGCCAGGGUGGAAGCACUGCUAAUGGGAAGCCUACGAACCAACGUAUAA